AUGCGUGACAAAUGUGCCAAAGAACCUAAUGCUGAAGAAUGUACUCGAAUUAAAUCACAAAUGGAAGAUUUACUUCGUAAAUGUAGGGAUAUGGCAACACCGGUAUCAGCUUGUGAUGAUGUUAGAGGUAAAUUCUGUACUAUAUGGCCUAAAGAACUUUUUUGUUAUUCAUCUGGUGGCGGUGGUAGUCAAAUAGUAACAACUACGAGACCAACAUCAUCAGGUAAUGAUCCAAAUUGGUAUCAGAUUCCAUCUGAUCCAAACGAACUUAAAUUACGUGGUGAUUAUUGUGUUAGUCAUCAAGCUGAAGAUAAAUGUCGUAAUCUAUUAAGCGCAUUAAAAGUUCGUUAUGAAGAAUGUUCAAAACGUCCAAAAACUGAUGUCAGCUGUCAAAAUUUUAAAGCCGCAUUAUGUGCAGCUUUUCCAAAAUUUUCUCCAUGUCUUAAUGGUUCUAAAAAACGACAUGCUACUCCACUCAAACGUCUAUUUCAACGACAAUAUGAGGUAGCAACAUCAUAA
This is a messenger RNA of Adineta steineri, 519 nucleotides long. The record is from the annotation of a GenBank genome assembly. NCBI's taxonomy places the organism in Eukaryota, Metazoa, Rotifera, Eurotatoria, Adinetida, Adinetidae.